Saccharomyces paradoxus is the source of this 588-nucleotide messenger RNA. RefSeq names its product mitochondrial 54S ribosomal protein mL58 (gene MRPL20). Gene Ontology annotation, cellular component: mitochondrial large ribosomal subunit. The transcript has a single exon. The record is from RefSeq and is a predicted model, not a curated record. Bases 1 to 588 code for a protein of 195 amino acids. Lineage: Eukaryota; Fungi; Ascomycota; Saccharomycetes; Saccharomycetales; Saccharomycetaceae. Gene Ontology annotation, molecular function: structural constituent of ribosome.
AUGAUUGGCAGAAGUUUGUGCUGCAGAUCGCUCCAUACUGGGGGAUCUGCCUGGAAGCAAUUUGGAUUCCCGAAAACACAAGCGACAUCGAUUUACAACAAGACCAAGAGCGCAUCUAACUAUAAAGGGUAUUUAAAACACAAAGAUGCUCCAGGAAUGUACUAUCAACCAUCAGAGUCCAUCGCAACAGGGUCUGUUAAUAGUGAGACUAUUCCGCGUAGCUUUAUGGCAGCCAGUGACCCUCGUAGAGGGUUUGACAUGCCUGUUCAAGGCACUAAGGCGAAGCAGUGCCCAAAUGUUCUCGUAGGUAAGAGCACAGUGAACGGCAAGACGUAUCACCUGGGGCCUCACGAAAUCGAUGAGAUUAAGAGACUGCGUCAUGAAAAUCCCCAAAAGUACACACGCAAAUUCUUGGCUGCAAAGUAUGGCAUUUCGCCAUUAUUUGUAUCUAUAAUCUCGAAGCCAAGUGAACAACAUGUGCAAGAUAUGGGAAGUAGAUUGCAAGAAAUCCAAUCACGCUGGAAGGACAAGAGGCAUGUAGCCAGAGAGGACCGUAAGCGUAGAAAACUCCUGUGGUAUCAGGCGUGA